AUGGAUAAAAAUAUCGUAAUGCUUUGGGAAAAAUUAGAGGAAAAAUUAAACCAACAAACUCUAACUAUAACAUCAGCAGUAACCACAAACGUUAUGGAAGCGAUAAAUAAUAAGAUGGAUUCAAUUAUUCAAGAAAACAAAAAAUUAAAAACUCAGAUUACAAAACUUGAACAAAAACUAGAUCAAAUGGAAAUAGAUAAAAGAAAAAAGAAUUUGGUAUUUUUUGGAGUUGAAGAAAAGGGAAAAAGGGAAUCUGAACUGGUAGACUAUAUCAAACAAAUUAUAACAGAUACAGGUUUACAUCUAGACAGCCAAGAAAUAAGCAAUGUUUACAGAAUUGGAGCACAAACUAACAAGAAUCGGCCAGUAGUCGUUUCCUUGACGACAAUUUGGAAAAAACAUUUGAUACUUAAAAAUAAAUCCAGCCUUCCAUCUGGGAUCUAUGUAAAAGAAGACUACCCGAAGCACAUAAUAGAAACCCGAAAGCAACUGCAACCAAAAGUAGAGGAAGAAAGAAACAAGGGUAACUUUGCAUAUAUCAAAUAUGAUAAGCUAAUCGUUAAGAAACCAAAUGAUCCAGGCCGUGAAAAAAGGAAGCGGGAACAGAGUGACUCGCCGAUAUCACCUACACAAAAGAGGUCAAACCCUAACAAAGCAACGAUGCCAACUGCAACGAAUACAAAGGAUGUAAUAAAACCUAAUUUAUUAAAUUAUAUAGCAAGGGGAAGAUCAACACCAACAAAGGACAACGAAAGAAAACAUGCACUUACCACCCCAAGCCGGCUGGUCACCGUGGGGCUCAGCGACUACUACCCUCCUAAUUCACAAUUCUUAACAAAUACAAUCAAUUCCAACAGAUCUCACUCACCACAUCACAUCUCUCCCGCAACAGAAAUUUCCCAUAUAUUUAUUUGUACUUUUAACGCGAGAUCACUAUCAUCAGACGAAAAACUCCUAGAAUUUAAAGAAAGUAUUGCUUCAAUAAGGUAUGACAUUAUUGGCUUAUCAGAAAUAAGAAGAGAAGGAUAUAACAUUGAAGAGGAUAGUGAACAUAUAUUUUGUUACUUCGGUGAAAGAAAGGGACACUUAGGCGUAGGGUUUCUCUUAAAGAAAAGACUCAAGCAAUACAUUGAGAGUUUUAUUGGUGUAUCAGAACGAAUCUGCAUUUUAAAUUUAAAAAUAAUAAAUUUAGAUAUGUCUAUUAUCCAAGUCCAUGCACCCACUUCCGAAGCAAGCGACAAUGAGAUAGAGAAAUUCUAUGAACAAGUACGUAAUGCUAUGAAGCACUGCAACAAGCAGUUUAUAUUAGCAGGUGACUUUAAUGCUAGAAUAGGAAAAAGGUUGCCUGGUGAAGAAAGAGUAAUGGGUGCAAAUUGCUUUGGUAAACGGGAUCAAAGAGGAGAUCUGCUCCUGCAAUUUUGCCGUGAAAACGACUUAAAGAUAAUAAAUACCCAAUUUACAAAGAAGCUAAAAAACCUAUGGACCUGGCUUUCCCCCAAAAAGCGAAGAAGUCAAAUUGACUAUAUAUUAACAAAUGACAUGCGACAUAUACAAAACAUUGAAGUGGUGCACAAUCUAUCAUUUGCCAGCGAUCACAGUCUUGUAAGAUGCACAUAUAUAGUAAAAGACCUAAAAAAGAGUCGGGUAAAAUAUAAAAAUAGUGCAUACUCUUAUCUUAAGUCCCCAGAAGAGGAAGGGUCAUAUUUAAAAACUUUAGAAACCAAAAUAAAAGACAUAAAAGAUAUUGAUGAAGGCAACGUAAACAAAUAUUAUGACCAAAUUAAGACGUCACUUACGGGAAGCAUAAGAGCCGUUACAUUAAAAACUAAAAAUAGAUAUAAUCGAAAAGGUUAUAUUAUCUCAAAUCACAUAAAGGAUCUGAUAUCCAGAAGAAACGAGUUGACACGUAAAACACAUUUAAGCAGCGUAGAAAAGAAGGAACGAACAUAUCUGUAUAAAAAUAUACAUAAAAUGAUUAAACAAGACAAUAAAAAACAUAGAUUACAGGUACUAGAGAAGUUUCUAACAGAAUCAAGGAGUAUAAAAAAAGGUUUUAGAGCACCUAACAGAACCAAACAAUGGAUACCUCGAAUAAAAACCAGUUCAUCAUCGACAACAUACUCUAGAUCCAAAAUAAUUGAGGUAGCUACUAAAUUCUACAAGGAGUUAUAUGGCCCUAAUAAUAAUAUAAUUAAUAAUACAGAAAAUUUCGAAAUCCAUCACAACAACUUAUCGACUGAAAGAUUUUCAACUUAUGAAGUUAUCAAAGCUAUGGAACAAUUAAAGGUAGACAAAAGCUGUGGACCAGAUGGCAUAACAAAUGAAGCUAUAAAAGUUGGAAGAUUUUUGUUAGCAACCCCCAUAACAAGGCUUUUUAAUAUGGUUAUGGAUUCACGAAAAAUACCCAGAGAAUGGGCACGGUCUGACAUAAUUUUACUAUAUAAAAAAGGGGACCCGACUGAUGUGGGCAACUACCGCCCGAUAAGCUUGCAACCUAGUAUGUACAAAUUGUUCGCUUCCUGUCUAGAACCACGCUUGUCAAAAUAUACCGAAGAAUAUCAACCAGUAGAACAAGCUGGUUUUAGAAGAGGCUUCUCUACUAUAGAUCAUAUUCAUGCCUUAGACAUGAUUAUAGAAAAAUAUAUCGACCAAAACUGCCCCCUAUACCUAGGUUUCGUUGAUUACGCCAAAGCUUUUGACACCAUAUCUCACAAAAGCAUGUGGCAAGCUCUUGGUGAAUGUAAUGUUCCUUAUGAAAUAAUAGAACUCAUACAAAAUAUAUACCAGCAAAGCGUAAGCCGCGUGAAGUUAGACAGAAUUGGCCCAGAAAUAAAAAUAUGCAGAGGCGUAAGACAAGGCGAUCCUUUGUCACCUAGAAUAUUUAUAACGGUUCUACAAAGCGUAAUGAACACCCUUCAAUGGGAGAAAAAAGGGAUAGAAAUAAAUGGUCAGUAUCUAAGCAACUUGAGAUUCGCCGACGAUAUAGUUAUCUUCUCAAACAGUGCGACGCUGCUACAAGACAUGCUUAACGAAUUAGUCUGCGCAAGUAAAAGCAUUGGCCUAGAAAUGAAUACCUCCAAAACUAAAGUUAUGACUAACAGCAAAGAACGACCAAUUUUUGUCAACGCCACGUCUCUUGAAUAUGUCCAAAACUACAUAUACCUAGGAAAACAAAUAUCGUUUAGUCAAAACAGACAUGUGGAAGAAACAAAUAGACGUGUAAACCUAGCAUGGAACAAAUAUUGGGCUUUAAAAGAAGUACUGAAAUCCAACCAUAACUUAACUAUAAAAAGAACAGUCAUGGACACAUGCAUACUUCCAUGUUUGUCAUACGGAUGCCAAACCUGGAUUUUUAACAAGGCGUUAAUAAAAAAGAUUGGAGUAUGCCAAAGGGCUAUGGAGCGCUCCAUUCUUCAAUUGAAGCUUAAAGACAAAAUAAAAAACAAGGUGAUACGAAGUCGUACAAAAAUAAAAGAUGUUGUAACUUAUACAAAAAGGCUAAAAUGGAAAUGGGCCGGUCACAUUGGCCGCAUUUGUGAUGGCAGAUGGGUCAAAAAGACCCUUACUUGGAAGGGCCCAGUGGGAAGAAGAAAGAGAGGAUGCCCACCGAAAACUUGGGAAGACGAUAUAAAAGGGAUAGCGGGAAAAAACUGGAAAAUUGUCGCAUCAAAUAGGGAUAAGUGGAAGAAUCUGGAGGAGGCCUUCACUCCAUCGGAGGUCGAGUACAAGUGUAAAACUUAA
Pieris macdunnoughi is the source of this 3741-nucleotide messenger RNA. NCBI's taxonomy places the organism in Eukaryota, Metazoa, Arthropoda, Insecta, Lepidoptera, Pieridae. The record is from the annotation of a GenBank genome assembly.